Porites evermanni is the source of this 1463-nucleotide messenger RNA. NCBI's taxonomy places the organism in Eukaryota, Metazoa, Cnidaria, Anthozoa, Scleractinia, Poritidae. The record is from the annotation of a GenBank genome assembly.
AUGAUCCGACAACCCAGUAGUGUGAUUGUGGCCGGCCCGUCGGGCAGCGGCAAGAGCGAGUUGGUGGAACAAUGGCUACGGUACCUCAACGUGUUUCAAGUCAAACCGAAAAAGAUAGUCUAUGCGUACGACCGAUUGCAACCCCGGUUCGACCGUAUGCAAAAGAAGGAUGGGAUUCAGUUUCAUCGCGGGUUACCGGACCCCAGUCAUUUGACCGAAUGGUUUGGUCCUACGCGUGGGGGUGUGUUGGUCUUGGACGAUCUUAUGGAAGAAGGGGGACAGGACAAACGCGUAUUGGAUUUGUUCACUAAAGAUUCCCAUCAUCGCAACAUCACCGUGCUGUAUUUGACGCAAGAUUUAUUCCCCCCUGGCAAAUUCUCCAAGACGAUCAAUCGCAAUGCCCAUUACAUUGUGGCGUUCAAAAACCCACGGGAUCAAACGGGCAUACGAACCAUUUUACUGCAAGCCUUUCCCGAUCGUUGGCGUCAAGUCUUGCGCCUAUUUAAACCCAUCACGUCGCGCCCCUUUGGGUAUUUGAUGUUGGAUGUGCAUCCUGCCUCGCAUGAUCGCUACCGAUUGUGGAGUCAUUUAACGCCCCGAGAAGGCAAGGCGCAAGUCCAUACCCUGCCCGUGGAUGUUCCUGCCGUUUUAAAACGCGCUGCAACGAGAACGCGAACGUCAACGCCGGCAAAAAGAAGGCGGACAACACACUGACUUAUCGGCCCACAUGGACACCCCGACCCUCUCGCCUGCCGGCGUGGGCUCCCGCACGGCACUACCUCCCUCCAUGGAUCUCAGCAGCAUGACGGACAUGGUGACCGAAUUGACCGGACCGAUCGAUCGAGCCCAAUUGGAUCAAGAGAUUGAGGAUUUCAAUCUGACCUACCCGGUCAAUGUGGACGAUGCAGUGAAUAUGUUCAGUCUACCGCCAGUGGCAGGCACCGGCACCGCCCAUCACCACUGCUACUCAAACCCGACGCACCACGUCUACCCGAACACGCCCUACGACCACCGCCAGACGACCCCGACCCGUCACGUCCACCCGAACACGUCCUGUCACCACCGCCACGACCACCACCGCCCCAUCGCGCCCCCUCACCGCUCGCCGCGGCGCAGGUGCAGGGACAAGGACCACCACCUCGACGGUGACGACUCCCAGUGGACGUCCCAGAAUCGCCGCCAAACAACCGCGACGACGUCCCCGGGUGCCCUCUUCUCCCUCGCCCGAUUCUUCCCCUCCUCCGUCGGAGGACGAUGACGAUGAUGACGACGAUGACGGCGAGGAUCGACGGCGGGGAUUAAGGCGACGGCUGGAUUUACUGAAUGAAGAUGCUCAACAACGUGCUCGAGGCAGACGUAUUCGAAAUAUCAUGCAUACCACUACAGUGACCACGGUCUACGAAGAAGGGGGAGGGCGACCUUCUGUGCGCCGCACUUCCACCCGAACGUCCAGCCCAAGUCCG